GAUGAGUGAUUUCCUGAGCAUGCCUAGGGAAUGACAGGCAUCUCCACAGGCAGGCUGCAUCCACCUUGGCCUGGGUGGCGUCAUUGGCUGCCUAUUAGAAAAACUACAGGACAAUGCAUACCACCGCCUGCCGACUGUAAACAUAGAGGAUAUGUGUUCACUUAGCAUGGACUUCUGGGAGGGGCCAAGGAAGGGCGGUCUGGAGUUUUAUUGAAUAGAGCAGUGUGUAUUAUUAGGCUGCCUGCCUGCCUGCACUCUUGCUGUGUGCUCCUGCUUAAAGAAAUCAGUCCUUCCUUCUGACUUAGUCCUUCGGGAAGAAGUUUCAGCCUACAAGGUAUCACUGAAACUUUUCAAGAGCAUCCAAUCGAAUUCCACGAGGAUUGGUGAUCAACCAGAAGGCUCAGACAUCUGAUUGCUUACCUAUCCAGACGUUAUCUGGUCUUCCUAAACCUGAAACCACACCAUGGAUGAUUUUGAACGUCGCAGAGAACUUAGGAGGCAAAAGAGAGAGGAGAUGCGACUCGAAGCAGAAAGAAUCGCCUACCAGAGGAAUGACGAUGAUGAGGAAGAGGCGGCCCGGGAACGGCGCCGCCGAGCCCGACAGGAAAGGCUGCGGCAGAAGCAAGAGGAAGAAUCCUUGGGACAGGUGACCGACCAGGUGGAGGUUAAUGCCCAGAACAGUGUGCCCAACGAGGAGGCCAAGACAAGCACCACGAACACUCAGGUGGAAGGGGAUGACGAGGCCGCCUUGCUGGAGCGCCUGGCUCGGCGAGAGGAAAGACGCCAGAAACGCCUGCAGGAAGCUCUGGAGAGGCAGAAGGAGUUUGACCCAACAAUAACAGAUGCAAGUCUGUCGCUCCCAAGCAGCAGAAUGCAAAAUGACACGGCAGAAAACGAAACUGCAGAGAAGGAAGAGAAAAGUGAAAGUCGCCAAGAAAGAUAUGAGAUAGAGGAAACACAAAUAGUCACUAAGUCCUACCAGAAGAAUGAUUGGAGGGAUGCUGAAGAGAACAAGAAAGAAAAGGAAAAGGAGGAGGAGGAGGAGGAAGAGAAGCCAAAGCAAAGGAGCAUUGGAGACAAUCAGGUAGAGGCGAUGGUAGAAGAGAAAACAACAGAAAGCCAAGAGGAAACAGUGGUAAUGUCAUUGAAAAACGGGCAAAUCAGCACAGAAGAGCCUAAACUAGAGGAGGAGAGGGAACAAGGUUCAGAUGAGAUUCCCCAUAACGAAAAGACAGAAGACGAGGACAGGGAAAGAGCUGAGGCCGAGAGGGUAAGGUUGGAAGCAGAAGAAAGAGAAAGAAUCAAAGCCGAGCAAGACAAAAAGAUAGCAGAUGAGCGGGCAAGAAUUGAAGCAGAAGAAAAAGCAGCUCUCCAAGAAAGAGAAAAGAGGGAGGCAGAGGAGAGAGAAAGGAGGGAGGCAAAAGAGAGAGAAAGGAGGGAGGCAGAGGAGAGAGAAAGGAGGGAGGCAGAAGAGAGAGAAAGGAGGGAGGCAGAGGAGAGAGAAAGGAGGGAGGCAGAGGAGAGAAAAAGGAGAGAGGCAGAGGAGAGAGAAAGGAAGAAGCAGGAAGAGAAAAGGGCAGCAGAGGAGAGGCAGAGGGCAAAGGCAGAGGAGGAGAAGGCUAAGAUAGAAGAGCAGAAACUCAACAAGCAGCUAGAAGAGAAAAGACGUGCAAUGCAAGAGACAAAGGUACAAGGGGGAAAGGUAGAAGGGAAACAGGUAAAUGAAAAGAAAGUGCAAGAAGAUAAACUUCAGACACCUGUCCUAAAGAAACAGGAAGAAGAAAAGGGAGCUAAAGUACAAGCUAAAAGAGACAAGUCCCAAGAAGACAAGCCCGCCUUCAAAAAACAAGAGAUCAAAGAUGAGAAGAUUAAAAAGGACAAAGAACCCAAAGAAGAAAUUAAGAGCUUCAUGGAUCGAAAGAAAGGAUUUACAGAAGUGAAGUCACAGAAUGGGGAAUUCAUGACCCACAAACUUAAACAUGCUGAGAACACUUUCAGCCGCCCCGGAGGCAGGGCCGGCGGGGACGCCAAGGAGGCGGAGGGCGCGCCCCAGGUGGAGGCCGGCAAGCGGCUGGAGGAGCUUCGCCGCCGCCGCGGGGAGACCGAGAGCGAGGAGUUCGAGAAGCUCAAACAGAAGCAGCAGGAGGCAGCCUUGGAGCUGGAGGAGCUGAAGAAAAAGCGGGAGGAGCGAAGGAAGGUCCUGGAGGAGGAAGAGCAGAGGAGGAAGCAGGAGGAAGCCGAUCGGAAAGCCCGAGAGGAGGAAGAGAAGAGGAGACUAAAGGAAGAGAUUGAAAGGCGAAGGGCAGAAGCUGCUGAGAAACGCCAGAAAAUGCCAGAGGAUGGCUUGUCAGAUGACAAGAAGCCAUUCAAGUGUUUCACUCCUAAAGGUUCAUCUCUCAAGAUAGAAGAGCGAGCAGAAUUUUUGAAUAAAUCUGCACAGAAAAGCAGUGGUGUGAAAUCAACUCACCAAGCAGCAGUAGUCUCCAAGAUUGACAGCAGACUGGAGCAGUACACCAGCGCCAUUGAGGGAACAAAAACUGCAAAACCUCCAAAGCCAGCAGCGUCGGAUCUUCCUGUCCCUGCCGAAGGUGUGCGUAACAUCAAGAGCAUGUGGGAGAAAGGCAACGUGUUUUCGUCCCCCGCCGCAUCAGGCACACCAAACAAGGAAACUGCCGGCCUGAAAGUGGGGGUUUCCAGCCGCAUCAAUGAAUGGCUAACCAAAACCCCGGAUGGAAACAAGUCACCUGCUCCCAAACCUUCUGACUUGAGGCCAGGAGAUGUAUCCAGCAAGCGGAACCUCUGGGAAAAGCAGUCUGUGGAUAAGGUCACUUCCCCCACUAAGGUCUGAGAUGGUUGCAGAAAGAACCCAAGCUCAAGACGCUGGACCAGCUCAGUUGUAGAGGGCUAAUUUGCUCUGUUUUAUAUUUAUGUCAAUUUACUAAAGUGGGUUCAUUUUGUUUUGUUUUAUUUUUCAAUAUCCCAGUAAACCCAUGUAUAUUAUCACUAUAUUUAAUAAUCACAGUCUAGAGAUGUUCAUGGUAAAAGUACUGCCUUUGCACAGGAGCCUGUUUCUAAAGAAACCCAUGCUGUGAAAUAGAGACUUUUCUACUGAUCAUCAUAACUCUAUGUCUGAACAGUGAUACCAACCACAUCGGAAGUCAGUAAGAAGAGAUUCGAGUUUAAAAUUGCCUGCGUGCGGAAUGUGUGCAGUAUCUAGAAAAAUGAACGGUAGUUUUUGUUUUUUUUAAAUACAGAAGUCAUAUUGUUUCUGCACUUUAUAAUAAAGCAUGGAAGAAAUUAUCUUAGUAGGCAAUUGUAACACUUUCUGAAAGUAACCCAUUUCAGAUUUGAUAUACUGCAAUAAUGAUUGUUUUUUUAAAAAAAAAGAAGAAGAUGUACUGUUAAGGUAUUACUUUUUUUCAUGCUAAAUUAGAUUAUUAUGUUAGCUGACAGUGGUACUGAUUUUUUUUUAGGUUGGUUGCUUUGUGGAUUUCUUUGGUAGUGAUUGUAGCCUGAACCACAUUUUAGAUAAUCUGAUUAUGUAUGUAUGUGCAUACACGUAUACAAACACACUAAUGGUAGAAUGCUUUUUUAUGUGCUAGACUAUUAUAUUUAGUAGUAUGUCCUUGUAACUAGACAAUAUCACAGCUUUUUAAAAAUUAAAAAUCACAAUAUUAUAUUAAUAUUUCAUAUUUGCCAGUAGAAACAUGGCAGAUAGGUAUUGAUAUGUAUUCAAUGCCUGAUGACCUGUAAGAAAAAAGUAUUGAAAAAAAGAGAGUUAAGAAGUGUCAAAAUGAGUUGAAAUUUUCUAUAAGACAUAGUAUUUAGUUUAUAGUUAAAGGCAAUCUUGAAGUCCAACGUGAAUUUUGUUUUAACUCUACCAUCAAGCUGAAAGCCUGCUUAUUUGUAAUAAUAAAAUUCACAAUAGGUUGGCCUAAAUGAUAUCUAAGUUCUCUUCUAUCUCUAAACUUUAAAGACAAGAUUUUUAGUGACAGUAUUGUACAAAUUGAAAUUCCAUUUAUGGGUCUAAACAAAGACUGACUUUGGCAAAUGUCUGGAAGCAGAGAAGUAAAGUGAACCAAAUCCAGUAUUUAGGAGCCAUGAUAGUACUUUCAUCUUUAUAUACUCUAAAACAUUUUUUUAAAUUAGCCUUUACUACCUGAUUGAGUCAUUAGUACUUGUCAUAAGUUGAUAAUGUGUUGAAAUCUCAAAAAUAUAUGUAACUUUUACUCGUUUUACUGUUCCCAAGUCUUUACUGACUCACCAUUUUUACACACACAGUCCAGAUCUUAUUGUAGCCUAUAAGUCUUUAUUAUUCACAAUAGAUGAUAAAAGAGUACUCCAGUGUCUUGGCAAAAUGUUCUAGUAUAGACGCAAACAUAGAGUGUAGUUACAUAAACUCAUACCUCAGUUGGCUUCAUAAAAUUGUUUUAGUUUCAAUUCCUAUCACACUGAGGAAGUCUCCCGAAUAACUGUUUUCUUAUCUACAAUACUUCCCUGGAAGAGCUAGCCAACGCAGGGCUGGCGUGAGGAGUGACCAUUGCCUUACAAAGUCUAUUUUCUUCAUAAGUCAGUAAAGGGUAGCCAGAUCCCCUAGCUUUUAGCAAACCUGGGCCAAAGAAAGGAAAGCCACCAAGACUGCAAAAGUCAUCUACUCAUGACAGAGUAGACAUGCACGAGUCUACGAUAAGAUAAACUAGAAUUUACAAUAGUAGUGUCCUAUUUAGCAUUGACUCCCAUCACUGGCAUGAAAUGGAGCAAAGUUUGAGAUUACAGUGCAUUGUUGUACUUUUGAACAAGAGCUUCUCCUCAUCGCUAUUGUAUAUUUUUCUAGAAAGUCUAAAGUUGAGAAGAGAAUGUAUCAAUCCUGACUUUUAUUCCAAUAUUUGGAUGGAAUAAGUUUUAGGGUAGAAUUUUGUUCAGUUUGGAUUUAAUCUUUUGAAAAUUAAAUUCCUUGUUUACUUGUUCAAUUACAGUUGUCUGUUACCUUUAAGAGGGAAAACUGCAAGCUAACUCGCAUGUUUUGUGAAUCUGCCGUUCCUAAAAAUUCUAUAAACACUUGAUACAUUUCACUGACAAUUGAUCGCUGCAAUAAAAAUAUAUCAUGAAAACGCAUCCACAAUAAAUGGAAUUCCU
Propithecus coquereli (Coquerel's sifaka) is the source of this 5136-nucleotide messenger RNA. RefSeq names its product caldesmon 1 (gene CALD1). The transcript has 15 exons. Gene Ontology annotation, molecular function: actin binding; calmodulin binding; myosin binding. Gene Ontology annotation, biological process: actin filament bundle assembly; angiogenesis; muscle contraction. Gene Ontology annotation, cellular component: actin cytoskeleton. The record is from RefSeq and is a predicted model, not a curated record. NCBI's taxonomy places the organism in Eukaryota, Metazoa, Chordata, Mammalia, Primates, Indriidae. Bases 464 to 2848 code for a protein of 794 amino acids.